GGCCUGCUGGGAGCGCGGGAGUUUCGGUCCCUGGCUGUGGCGGACGCGGGGCCGACAUGUCCCGGGAGCGCGCGGUUCCCGCCAGCGCGCCUUCCCUGGACGAGCUCAGCGGCUGGCCGGAGGAGCUCUGCCGCCGCGAGCUGCCGUCCGUCCUGCCGCGGCUCCUCUCCAUGUAUCAACAGUCUGAAAGUUGGGUUGAGUCUAUUCAGAUUUUGAAAGUUAUUGUUAAGAUGUUUUUACCUCAUGUGAGCCAUCUGAUGCUGGAACAGACUUUCUUUUCACAAGCGUUACCAAAGACUGUGAAAUUAUUUGAUGACAUGAUGUGUGCCUUAACUAAUCAAGCCAAAGAAUUAUCAAGCCAAAAUUUGGAAAUCCAGACCACUCUAAGGAGUGUUUUACAGACAAUGGUACAAGUCUUAGAAGCCCUUACGGGAUGUGUUCAGCAUGUUUGUGCCACACAGGAAUCCAUCAUUCUAGAAAACAUUCAUAGUCUGCCCUCCUCAGCCCUUCAUGUAAUCAAAAGUACAUUCGUACAUUGUAAGAAUAGUGAGUCUGUGUAUUCUGGGCAUCUACACCUAGUGUCGGACCUUCUCCAGGCUCUUUUCAAGGAGGCCUAUUCUCUUCAGAAGCAGCUGAUGGAACUGCUGGACAUGGUUUAUGUGGAUCCCUCAGUAGAUGAGAGCGAUGACAUUUUGGAUAUGGUAAUUGUUCUUCAUUCAUUAUUGGAUAUCUGCUCCAUUAUUUCUAGUAUGGAUCAUGCAUUUCAUGCCAACACUUGGAAGUUUAUAAUUAAGCAGAGCCUUAAACACCAGUCGGUUUUAAAGAGCCAAUUGAAACACAGAGAUAUAAUUACUAGCUUGUGUGACGAUGUCCUUUUCUCCUUCCAUUCUUGUUUACAGUUAGCUGAGCAGAUGACACAGUCAGACACACAGGAUAAUGCUGACUACAAAUUAUUCCAAAAAACACUGAAGCUAUCUCGGUUCUUUGCCAACUCUCUUUUGCACUAUACCAAGGAAUUUCUUCCUUUUGUCUCUGAUUCCUGUGGUACUUUGCACCAACUUUAUCUUCAGAUUCACAGCAAGUUUCCUCCAAGCCUGUAUGCGAACAGGAUGUCGAAAGCACAGGAAGAGGAGAUAGCGGGAGCUUUCCUGGUGACACUGGAUCCGCUCAUCAGUCAGCUGCUCGCGUUGGAACCUUUUGUGCACACGGUUCUAGACGGUAACUUAGACCUGCCACCUGAACUACACUUGCCGCAGUGUCUCCUUCUGGUUGCUGUCCUGGAUAAACUGCCCUCUCAACCUCAGCAUGUGCAGACCCUGUGGUGCACAGAAAACCAGUCCUUGGAAACCACAACCAGAACAUCUCUAGUCAAAGCCAUCUUCUACAGUUUUGAGCAGUGUUCUGGUGAACUUUCACUGCCCGUCCAUUUAAGGGGAGUCAAGACUAAGGGGCAAGCUGAGGUAGCUGUCACUUUGUAUCAGCAUGUUUGUGUUCAUCUGUGUGCAUUCAUUGCUGCCUUGCAUCCGUCCCUGUUUCCUGAACUGGAUGCUGCUCUAAUGAAUGCCGUGCUUAGUGCAAACAUGAUCGCAUCUUUGUUAGCGAUGGAUGCUUGGUGCUUCCUUGCUCGCUAUGGGACUGCUGAACUGUGUGCGCAUCAUGUCACCUUAGUGGCUCAUCUGAUAAAAUCUUGCCCUGGAGAGUGUUACCAGCUCAUCAACCUAUCCAUACUGUUUAAGCGUCUCUUUUUCUUCAUGGCCCCAUGCCAUCAGGUGGAGUUUAUCCAGAAGUUUUCCCCAAAAGAAACAGAAAAUCUGCGUCUGUGGCAAUAUCUUUCCUUCCAGGCGUUGUCUGCAGAGCUUAGGAAGCAGACUGCGGAUGAGGUCGCCGCAGUGGGCAUCGCUCAGUGCAGGAAGUGGCUGAGCAGCAGCCACACCUUGGGAGAACUGGAAUCUCUGAACACAGCACUCUCUGCCUUGCUGGCUCUCUGUCACUCUGCCGGGGACGCCUUGGAUGAUCAACAGCAAAAUGAAAUGAUGGGAGCAGGGAGUCAGCUUUGGGCUUUUUUAACCACUAAGCAGGUAACAGGAAAGCCUUGUGUUCAACAGACGCUUGGUCUUCUACUUCCACUGUUAGGAUUUUUCAUUCAGUCUUUAGAGCCUCAGCUGAUCAGUCAGGUAUUAAGCUUGCAGACCUCACUCCUUAAAUGUGGAGCUCCAGACCACGUUCGUCUGACGAUGCUGGAUUUUGUAUCUGCUGUAGGAAAACUUUUCAUACCUCAAGCGAUCCAGGACAAAAUUCUGCCGAACCUGUCUUGUAUCUUUGCCGUACUGCUAGCUGAAAGGAAUUGGCUAAUAGAACAGCAUACCUUGGAGGCAUUCACUCAAUUUGCUGAGGGAACAAAUCAUGAAGACACAGUUCUACAGUGUCUCAGUUCUGAAGAAACGAAGAGCAAAGUUGUAUCCUUUCUGGAGAAGACUGGGUUUGUAGAUGAAACUGAAGUUGCCAAAACGGAACGUGUGAAACAGGAGAAAGCGCUUGUCUGGAAACACUUUGGGAAAGUGACUGUGGAGGACACAAAGUGGCCCCCCUCCCAGCCUCAUGCAAAGAGAGCCCGCCAGGAGCUGCCCUUGGAGGCGGAGUUCAGGUCAGCAGUGCUGGCCGCAGGAGGGGCCUUGCAGGCCACCGAGUCUCUGCUCCAGACGGCUCCGGCGCCCUCCUGGCUCAGGACGGAAAUAGAAGCCCUCCAGGAAAGGAUUGAAAAGCUCAAGCACAUGCUGUAGGGCAGCACACGAACAGGCUGGAUCACGAAAUCCCUCAGCAGGGUGGGUGGGAU
Molecule: messenger RNA, 2833 nt
Organism: Ochotona princeps (American pika)
Lineage: Eukaryota; Metazoa; Chordata; Mammalia; Lagomorpha; Ochotonidae
Gene: FIRRM
Product: FIGNL1 interacting regulator of recombination and mitosis
Exons: 24
Coding region: 57-2780 (907 amino acids)
Source: RefSeq, a predicted model, not a curated record